Messenger RNA from Nyctereutes procyonoides (raccoon dog), 927 nucleotides. Its product is annotated as olfactory receptor 4C6-like. Lineage: Eukaryota; Metazoa; Chordata; Mammalia; Carnivora; Canidae. The record is from RefSeq and is a predicted model, not a curated record. Gene Ontology annotation, molecular function: olfactory receptor activity; G protein-coupled receptor activity. The transcript has a single exon. Bases 1 to 927 code for a protein of 308 amino acids. Gene Ontology annotation, cellular component: membrane. Gene Ontology annotation, biological process: G protein-coupled receptor signaling pathway.
AUGGAGAAUCCAAAAAAUGUGACUGAAUUCAUUCUUUUGGGCAUUACCGAGAACCCAGAGCUGCGGAACAUGCUCUCUGCUGUGUUUCUAAUCAUGUAUGUGUCCACGGUUUUGGGAAACCUAUUAAUUGUGGUAACUGUGAUCACGAGUCAGAGUCUGAGAUCACCUAUGUAUUUUUUCCUUACUUUCGUAUCCCUUUUGGAUGUCACCUACUCUUCUGUCAUUGCCCCCAAGAUGAUUGUGGACUCCCUCUCCAAGAGCACUGUCAUCUCCUUAGAAGGUUGCAUGGCGCAGCUCUUUGCAGAGUAUUUCUUUGGUGGUGUGGGGAUCAUCCUUCUCAUCGUGAUGGCCUAUGACCGCUACGUGGCCAUCUGUAAGCCCCUGCACUACUCCACCAUCAUGAGCCCUCGGAUGUGCUGCCUGCUGCUGGGAGGGGCCUGGGUGGGGGGAUUUAUCCAUGCAGCAAUACAGCUUCUCUUCAUGUAUCAAAUACCCUUCUGUGGCCCCAAUGUCAUUGAUCAUUUUAUAUGCGAUUUGUUUCCCUUGUUGAAACUGGCCUGCAUGGACACCCACACCCUGGGUCUCCUAGUCAUCCUCAACAGUGGGGUGAUGUGUAUGACCAUCUUCCUUAUUCUCAUUGCCUCCUAUGUGGUCAUCCUCUGCUCUCUGAAGUCUUGCAGCUCUGAAGGGCGGCGCAAAGCCCUCUCCACCUGUGGCUCCCACCUCACCGUGGUUGUCUUGUUCUUUGUGCCAUGCAUUUUCCUGUACGUGCGGCCUGUGGCCACCUACCCCAUUGACAAGGCAAUGGCUGUGUCUGAUUCCAUCAUCACACCCUUGUUAAAUCCCUUGAUCUACACCCUGAGGAAUUCAGAGGUGAAAAAUGCCAUGAGGAAACUGGGGAAACAAAGGAGUUUUGUUGGCAAGUGA